GAUCUUUCCGAGUCAAUGGAAGAGUGUUUGAAUGAUGUCCUCAUAGCGGGCCUGAUCACACCAUGGAUCAGAUGACAACGAUCUCUCCCGCUUUAGAUUUCUCUAGAUCUGAAGAGGGAGACAAUGUGCACGUUUCGGAAAGCCUGCUGGCCUGUAAUGAGGAUAGAGAUAAGUCUGAACUAUCUCUUGAGUUGCAUUUGGAGGCUCUGAAGGCCAAACGCAAGCAGCAGCUGGAGAAAUUAGAGCUCCGGCACCAGAAUGGCCUGGAGAAGAGGGUCCUGCAGAACUCCCUGCUCACUUCCAGCACCGAAUGGAUACUUAAAGCCAAAAUACCCCAGCAGAGCAUCAGCGAUCAUGAUAGGCGAAAGUCUGAGAACCGCAAACACCACAGUUCAAAGGUGCAGAAUUUGACCUCAAAUGGAGUCGAGGCACCAAGAACUACUGGAACUAAUUCUUUGGGAACAGUGACAGAGAGACAGAGGAAGCCUCUCCCUCAGGGUUCACAGAAAGCCAAAGAGGAGGCAGACCUGGCUGAGUGUCAGAAACAGUUUUGUGUCGCUCCCGUCCCCGAGCACGUCUCAAAGCCUCUUUAUGAUGAGCUCAGCAAUGAGCAAGAGCGCUUGAGGAAGGAAGGUCGUGAGCAGAGGAGAGAUUUCCUCUUGUCCAUGCAGAAGCCCUUCAGGUUCCACAAGAGGGAGGAGAAGAAGCGAGAGAGGCUGAAGGAGGAGAUGGCCUCUGCCAAUAAAAGUGAAAAAACAGAACCAGUUUGUGUGAGAAAACCUAUACCGAAAGCGGUCUCAGAGCCCAGCUUCUCUGAACAACUGAAAGUGCAGGAGCAGCAAAGGAAGAUUCACAUUCAUCUGCGAGCUCAGGAGACUCUGAAAGCCUCCUCAGCACCCAUUCAAAGGCAGGAACCCAGUGCAGAUAGACAGACCCGCAGUGCUCAGAAGAACAAAAGCAAGAUGCUGGGUUACUUGGACCAGAAGCUGUCCUUCAGACCUAAAACUAAUGCUGCCGUGCCUGACUUUGACAAGCUUUACCAGGCCUUUCAUCAAAAGGCAAUGGAGGCAGCAGAGAGGAGAGAUGUCACUCACUGUAAACCUUUCCAGCUGCGCACAUCCACGCUACAGCCACGCCACAGGAGCCCAGAAAACCCACAGAAAUCUAGAGACGAGACGAAUCUAAAGAGAAGCAGUUCAUUUGGUGGCCUGACAUCACUGUCUAUGGACACUCUUCCAACUUACAUAACAGAUGCUGCCAGGAAAAGAUCCAUGGCUGUAAGGAGAUCUCUGGAGCUGAAGGACCUUAAGGAGCAGGAGAAUGCAAAGUGGAUGAAGCAGCACAGAAUCAAGUCUCAAGCUAUGAGCAGGGCAGUAGCAAUGAGAGCCAAGGCAAUGGACCCUCAUAAAAGUCUUAAAGAGGUCUAUCAGGAGAAACUCAAACAGAACCGGCAAGCUGAUCUGGAGAGGAUGAAAGAUUAUCAAAAAGAGCUGAAGGAAAUCAAAACCAGAGUAACAUCUCGCCCGUACCUGUUUGAGCAGGUGUCGCAGAAAAAUGCCAAGAAUAAUGCUGAACGCAGAUACAGGAAUACUUUGGAACAAGCAGGCCUGGACGAACAUUUUGUGAGAUCAAAGGGAGAAACAAAUAAGGCCAUCCAUGUGGACAAUGAGUCUGCGGAUGAGGAUCAUGACAGCACUGAAAGCGAAACCCAGAAGAGUGCAGGAAGUGGGAAAGACAGUGUCACAAAUGAGGAGGAAAAAGAAGGGAAUGUGGAAACCAAAGAGGAAGAGUUGUGCUGACAGACGCGGUUGGUGGACCAGUGUAUUUCAUCCAUAUUCCAUAUGUGCAGGGGAGACUGUGGUCAGACAACAAAUUGCUGGCAGAUCAUUUCAGUUUUGAAAAAUUGUGUUGUGCAUGAUUUACUUAGAUUUAUAUAUUGUAUUACUGUAUAUUGUGCCAGUGAAUCGGUGUGGGUCUUUAUACAAGUUUAUACGUUUUUUACAAUAGAGAAGGGAUUAUGAAGAUUCAAGAAAUUCCAUAUGCGUGUCAUAACAUUUUGAAUGAAACAGAAAAUCAAAAGCAAGUUUAAUUUUAUGAUUCUAAGCAUGUUAUGGGGGCUACCGACCCAACAAAAGAAGAAAUAACCAAAAAACACUUGGCAACCAGAGGAGCGGUGUAUUAAAAGCAGUAUAUUUGCUUGAGUUCUACUUACUGUACAUUAAAUCAUCUUGUAAACCACAGAAACAGCUCUUGGGUUUGGUGUUGGGCACCCUCAGGGUUUGCAAACAGUAAAUUGGGGAAGCCUUGUCUUGGCACAAACAUCUUCCACCUGGAAUGGAGUCUGUCAAAUGUGGCUUUGAAUGUCUGCUAUAAUUUUGGACUAUAACCGUCACAGAGACUAGCUUUAUUCAUGAAACUCCAUUUGAAUAAGUACACAAAUAACAUUCUAAGACAACUCUUCUUUAGCACAAGGCCCAUCUGAAAUUCUCAUUCCUGAAGUCAGGCUGUUUUGAGAGUCUUAGCACUGGUUGAGUAAACAGCCCUGCACAUUUAUCCUCUCUUGGCAAAAGAGCUUGUGCUAGUGCAUUUGGCCACAUCAAGAGCUUUUUACUCCAACUGGCUUCUUCAGUCCUGGUUGGAUUUUCUGUGAUUUUUUAAGGAAUUAAAGGAAUUUGUGUUUCUUUGUAUAGAGAUGGAAAGUUCUUAGUUAUUUUAAAGAUUUUGAGGCAUAAUUUCUGCUUUUGCUGUUACAUGAUGAUCUCAAGAUGGAACAUAAUUACUUUAAACGAGCCGUGUAGCAUGCAGUGUAUUUUAAAGGCUAAAAUUGAACUUUUGGUGAAAAUAUGAUAACCAGUCUUGUCCAUUUUGUUGUAUAACUUGUAUAUUUAGUGGUUGAAGGAGUGAUGACACUGAAAAAAUUAAAUGAGUCAACUGCACAUUUGAAAAUGACUGCCCAGUUUCACCUCACGAUACCCAUUCAUUUUGUUUCGGAAAUUCUUUUUUUGUUUUGGCUAAAUGAGGUUUAAGUGGAAGUACAGUAGGGCUUUGUUCCAAUUCUUAUUCUGGUAUACACUAGAAUUAUGUCUUUUACUGGUAAUGGGAGAGUCAGGGGGUCAAGAUUUGGUAGCAUUUGGUGCAUCAUUUCGAAAAGGAGUGUAUUUACAGGUUGUGUGUAUAUGAACAUCACAAAGUCCUACGAGUGGAAACUUAAAAUUUUCUUUGAGCUCAAUUUUCAGAUUUGGGGUUUGUCAGUGGGAAAAAAAACAUGGAAGAUGGGAUGCUGCAGGGAUGCUGUAUUUUUUUAUGCCAAUCCGAAAGUUUGCAUCACACUGGUUUCUUCGACACAAAAAGCCAAUAGAAUUUUUUCUACUGCCUUUUGGAUUAUCGCAGAAAUGUAGCCCUGUGAACAACAAAAGUUUAUAAUUCUGACAUGUUUUGUUUGUCAUGAUAAUCUUCACAAAUGAACACAACUUUAUGUCGGCACCGAUAGUUUCGUGGGCAGCGUGCUGACAUAAUGCGCUAGGAGCGUCCCAAGUUUGAAUCCAGGCCAGGCUCGAGGACCUUUCCCGAUCCAACCCCCCUCUUUCUCUCCAACUUCACUUCCUAUCAAUUCUACACUGUCCUAUACUAAUAAAGUGAAAAAAAAAAUUUCAAAUAAAUG
Molecule: messenger RNA, 3661 nt
Organism: Sinocyclocheilus grahami
Lineage: Eukaryota; Metazoa; Chordata; Actinopteri; Cypriniformes; Cyprinidae
Product: protein FAM161B-like
Exons: 9
Coding region: 63-1799 (578 amino acids)
Biological process (GO): cilium organization
Cellular component (GO): cilium
Source: RefSeq, a predicted model, not a curated record